This is a messenger RNA of Salarias fasciatus (jewelled blenny), 1143 nucleotides long. It is a transcript of the gene dnajc17, whose product is annotated as DnaJ (Hsp40) homolog, subfamily C, member 17. The record is from RefSeq and is a predicted model, not a curated record. Gene Ontology annotation, molecular function: RNA binding. Lineage: Eukaryota; Metazoa; Chordata; Actinopteri; Blenniiformes; Blenniidae. The transcript has 11 exons. Gene Ontology annotation, cellular component: spliceosomal complex. Gene Ontology annotation, biological process: spliceosomal complex disassembly. Bases 94 to 1041 code for a protein of 315 amino acids.
UACAGGAAACGCAAGCUAAUAAGGAAAAAUCUUUCGGAAAACGUCGUUUAAUUUAUUUUUCUCUGGUUACACUCCAGUGUCUCUCCAACCGAAAUGUCCGGAAAGGCGAAGGAAAUCCUGCAGAUGGACCUUUACGGUCUGCUCGGCAUCGAAAGCACCGCUACAACGAAAGAGAUCAAGAAAGCUUAUCGGCAGAAAGCUUUGACAUGCCAUCCAGACAAGAACCCAGACAACCCGAGAGCAGCGGAGCUUUUCCACCAGUUGUCUCAGGCUCUCGAGGUGCUCACAGAUGCUGCUGCUAAGGCUGCCUAUGACAAAGUCCGCGCUGCCAAGAAACAAGCAGAGGAAAGAAACAGGAAGCUUGACGACAAAAGGAAGAAAAUCAAGCUUGACUUGGAGGCCAGAGAGCGACAGGCAGAAGCACAGAGCCAGGAGGAGGUGCAAAUCACCAGAACACUCGAAGAAGAGAUCGCACGCCUGAGGGAGGAAGGAUCCAGACAGCUUGAAGAGGAGCAGAGGCUCAUCAGAGAGCAGAUCCAGAGGGAACGAGAAGAGCAGCAACAAACGGGAACCUACAGUCAGAGAAUCUCAGGAGUGAGGACAUGUUCCAAAAGCAGUGUAACCCCCAAAUUGAAGUUGAAGUGGAAGUCUAAGAAAGAGGACGAGACGAAUGGAGGCUACUCUCAAGACACUAUUUUUAAACUUCUUCAAAAGUACGGAGAUAUUUUGAAUGUGAUCGUAUCGAGUAAGAAGAAAGGAAGCGCUGUGGUUGAAUUCGCAACUGUGAGAGCAGCUGAGCUGGCUGUGAAGAAUGAGAGCGGCCUGAGUGGGAACCCCUUGAGGAUUUCGUGGCUGGAAGGACAGCCGGAGGUUUUCCCCGCGGCAUCUCAGUCCGGCCCGUUCGUGCCGACACAGGGCUCCCUCUCCACCGAGCGGGACUACGAGAGCAUCGUGAUGAUGAAGAUGAGGCAGGCCGCCGAGCGUCAGAAACUCAUCCAGCAGAUGCAGAGAGAAGACGAGGAGGAAGCCGACGGCUCGUAGCGCAGCUCGACUCCCCGCCGCUGAAAAAUACUCCUGGCUUUAGUUUCAUAAAGUCCACGUGUUUUUUGUUGUUCUUUUUUUUUGUUUUGUUUUUUUUUUUUG